CUUUCCUAAAUUCGAUUGGUAAAGAAUAAUAGGCAGGAGCUCAUGAGGGUGAUAUUAAGGCGAUGUGACAGAGAGAAGUUCGAAUUGGCAAAAUCAAUGAAGUUGUUUUGUUAUGCUAUAAUCUUUCGACUAUGAUCAUCUUCCCCAUUUACAUGGAAGUGCAUUUGAUCGGCAAUUACAUGAAAGGCGUUCUGGGGGUAAGGUGAUGUAAGAUGGAUCUCAAC
Molecule: messenger RNA, 224 nt
Organism: Linum tenue
Lineage: Eukaryota; Viridiplantae; Streptophyta; Magnoliopsida; Malpighiales; Linaceae
Source: the annotation of a GenBank genome assembly